Messenger RNA from Malania oleifera, 1919 nucleotides. Its product is annotated as metal tolerance protein C2. The record is from RefSeq and is a predicted model, not a curated record. The transcript has 10 exons. Gene Ontology annotation, cellular component: membrane; Golgi apparatus. Gene Ontology annotation, biological process: transmembrane transport; intracellular zinc ion homeostasis; zinc ion transport. Lineage: Eukaryota; Viridiplantae; Streptophyta; Magnoliopsida; Santalales; Ximeniaceae. The coding region runs from base 454 to 1701 and encodes 415 amino acids. Gene Ontology annotation, molecular function: zinc ion transmembrane transporter activity.
GACUUGACUUCUCUCUCUCUCUCUCAUGCCAAACCAAAACCCUGUUGUUUCAAAUUUUCCAUCUUUUAGAAUGUAAUUCAAGCGUAGCAGCGCCCUCCCCGUCCAUGAUUUUUCCGAUUGUCGGAAGCCGAAGCCCUAGUUUUUGUUCUCACCCAUUUGUCGAUACUGCUUAUCAAGCCAUCAAGCCAUUUCCUUCAUAUAUAUAUAUAUAUUUGAGUCUGUCUCUCUCUCUCUCUCUCGCCAGUGUUUACUUUGUUGUUCAAUCUCGAUUAUGGAGGUGUUUAUCUGGAAACUCAAUUGCAUCGUGGUUUGAUUUAUUCGUAAUUUAACAUCCCUUUCUUUCUAUUUGGUUGUUAAUAUAAAGGAUUGAAUCAGGUGUCAAUUGACUCUGAGCUUCCUAUGCUAGAAUAAGGGUUUUGAGUCAGAAAAAUUGAGCUAUCUCGAGUCUAAUCAAUGGAAAGCGCAAACGUUUCCGAUCGAAUGGAUCUCAGGGACCCUUUACUGGAAGCCGCAUCUGUCACCCACCGUACUGCGAAAGCUGAUUCUCACAAGACACGGAAUAAGGAAUUUGGAUAUGGAUUUGAAGCAGGCGAUCGCAGGCUUGUCUUUUCGCGGCAAUCCUCGUUCCACCAAGCGCACGAACCUCGCACACCAGUUUCGAUUAUUUCCAAUGACAAAGCUAAGCCUUGGCUCUCUCGGAGUGUGUCGAGUAUUGAUAUUCCACCAGCGAUUGAUCCGUUAGAGGAAUAUGAGAAAUUUACUGGGGAAGAGAAAAGUUCCACUGAAAAAAUUUCGGCAUUUUGGCUUGUGACAUCUGCUUUUCGGCUAAUUCGGUCUGGAAACAGGCCUAUGAAGAGGUUGUUUAUAUUGAUUUCACUCAACGUGGCUUACUCCACUGCAGAAUUAUUUAUAGGCCUUCUCUCAGGGCGAGUAGGUUUGGUCUCGGAUGCAUUUCAUUUGACAUUUGGCUGUGGCCUGCUUACUUUUUCAUUAUUCGCCAUGGCUGCCUCUAGGCGAAAGCCUGAUUGUGCCUACACUUAUGGGUACAAAAGGCUAGAAGUUUUGUCUGCUUUCACUAAUGCUCUGUUUCUAUUGUUUAUGUCAUUCUCCUUAGCUGUGGAAGCACUUCAUGCAUUCAUACAAGAUGAAUCAGAGCACAAGCAUUACUUGAUUGUUUCGGCUGUGACAAAUUUAUUGGUGAACCUUAUUGGCGUUUGGUUCUUCAGGAACUAUGCUCGCAUUAACCUUGUCUAUCAAAAAGCAGAAGAUAUGAACUACCAUUCCGUUUGCUUGCAUGUUCUUGCAGAUUCUAUUCGCAGUGCAGGUUUGAUCUUGGCAUCUUGGUUUUUGUCCCUAGGGGUUAAGAAUGCUGAGGUUUUGUGCUUAGGGCUAGUUUCAGUUGCAGUCUUCAUGCUUGUCAUGCCACUUUUUAGGGUGACUGGCAGCAUCCUUCUCCAAAUGGCACCACCCGGCAUUCCAUCUUCGGCAUUGAGUAAAUGCUGGAGACAGAUUGCUGCUCAUGAAGAUGUCUCAGAAGUGUCUCAAGCUCGGUUUUGGGAAUUGGUGCCUGGAUAUGUUGUUGGAUCACUCUCAUUACAGGUGAAGAAAGGAAUAGACGAUCGGCUGAUACUGCAGUAUGUGCAUGGUUUGUACCACGAUUUGGGAGUGCAGGAUUUGACUGUGCAAACCGACUAUGCCUGAACUUCAAUCUCCCUUUCCUUCUACCUUGUGGGGGCUGACUGAUGACAAGAGGUUUAGGCUUGGUUUCACAAUUUGGCUUUGCUCUCACAUUGGCAGCACAGAAGUGUAUUAUUUAUUUGCAAAGAACUUUCUGCUUCCUAACAGGCGAAAAUAUUAUGAUUUGCUGCUGUUAUGCUAUAUUUAUGUUCUUUAUAAUGAAGAAAUAUAUGAUUUCGAUA